AAGCUUCACAGAAGCUUCACAGAAGCUUUACAGAAGCUUUACAGAAGCUUGACAGAAGCUUUACAGAAGCUUCACAGAAGCUUCACAGAAGCUUCUGUCAAGCUUCUGUCAAGCUUCUGUCAAGCUUCUGUAAAGCUUCUGUUAAGCUUCGGUCAAGCUUCUGUAAAACUUCUGUAA
This is a messenger RNA of Paramuricea clavata, 177 nucleotides long. The record is from the annotation of a GenBank genome assembly. NCBI's taxonomy places the organism in Eukaryota, Metazoa, Cnidaria, Anthozoa, Malacalcyonacea, Plexauridae.